Molecule: messenger RNA, 4939 nt
Organism: Epinephelus fuscoguttatus (brown-marbled grouper)
Lineage: Eukaryota; Metazoa; Chordata; Actinopteri; Perciformes; Serranidae
Exons: 6
Coding region: 85-879 (264 amino acids)
Source: RefSeq, a predicted model, not a curated record
CUCUUGUCACCGGCUUCUUGUACACACCGUUUCCUAUUUAAACGACAAGACUGGGUAACAUAAUUAGUUAUAUUCUGUACAGCGAUGACGAAUGGCGUGCUGCUAAUCUUCACCUUUCUAUGUUGCGUUUUUGCACUGUCUGCCGAAGCUGGAGGGCAUCAUCUUACUUGCCUGAAUCCAACAAUUAAGGCGGAGCCUGGUGGUAAUGUCACUCUGCAGUGGGUUCUGGAUCCCCCUGCCAACUUGUCUGCUUGCACAGUAGAUAUCAGCAGAGAUGACCUACCUGUCCAUGAUAAUAUCGUCCACGUGUGUGUACGUGGACGGGACCAUCAUCGUCCACAAAUGGCUCAGUACAAAAAGAGGACAACUCUAAACCAUGACGACCUGCUCAAAGGAAUCGUGACACUGAUUAUCUCUUCAGUAAAGCUGUCUGACAGUGGACAAUAUGGGGUCUUUGUCCCAGAACUGAAUGUCAAUAGUGUCAUUGACCUCAGUGUUGUACCCAAAGAUGACUCCAGCACAACUAAACCUCCAGUGGAAGGAGUGACCGAGCCAGAUGAUCGUGGCCAACGGAUCGGGUCGAAGAGAAAUGAUUCCAGCACAACUCCAGCGGAAGGAUUGAACAAGUCAGACGGCGCUGAUGGUGGAAACAGGAGGACUGUUGGCGCUGUUAUCGUUGCAGUUGUUUUCGUCAUUUUCUGCAUUUUCACUGCUCUGAUUCUGAACGGCAAAAAGAUCAAGAACUGUAUGAGGACAAACGGAGGAAGAAGGGAGCAAGAGGCAAAUGUGACAAACAGCACUGAAUCGAUUCCUCUGAGGACCACAACACAAGAUGACCUGAACCAUGACGGACCUGGAAACAACGUGCAAGUAGUUUAGUGAUGGCUUGGACUCUGUUUGUAAACUUGGUUGAGUUGACUGGCCUCCCCAAAAACGCACAAGUCACAAGACUUUUAAAUGCCAGUCAGCCAAAAAUCUUGGUGUUAUGAAAUCAGGGACCUUUUUAUCGUUUUAAUAUUAAUCAUGUCAAUUGGUCAUAUCCAUACAUUUGUGUACACGAGGGAAGGUGUGCAUGUGUGCAUAUACAGAUAGUGUGACUCCUUUGUGCUCAGUGGCCCUCAUUUAUCAACCUAACAUACAAACCAGCGCAGAUCAGAGUGCAGAUAUCAUCUUAUAAUAGGCUUUGUGUGUGAUUCAUGAAAUGUUAACUAGCUGACCAGAGAAUAGGCUUUGGUAAAUGAGGCUGCGUCUUUUAAUUAUGCUGCCCCAGUAUAUUCUUGAUUUAGAGGCCUCUCCUCGAGAGUUUACAACAUGGAGAGAUGUCAUACAGCCAAGAGGAGAAACUUCUCUGAGCUAGAAAUGGAAACGCUGACGUCCCAGCUACAGUUCAACCAGCUGCUUCUAUUUGGCAGCCUAAAAAACAACAUCAAAUGAAGUAUUGAAAGAAAUCACUGCUGUGGCCAACAGCAUUGCGUUGGACAAUCAAACUCCAGCUGUUUAUCAUAUUAUAUAAUAUUGAUACUGUUAUAGUAUUUCUAAAAGAUUAUAGUUGACCCAGACCAAAGAGUGCCUGGCUGAACAGACGGCGGAGGAGACACAGGCACACCACCUGUGUCUGAGCUGGACGAUGUAGGCUAAUAUAGUCGCCCAGGCUACUUGUAUUUGAAUUUGAAUUUAUUUUUUUAUAUGGUGAAUGAACUAAAAUGAUUUGGUUUUGUCACUGUUUAAAAGGGAAAAAAAGAUUUAAAAAAAAUAGACAUAUUAGAGCUGGCGGUGUUCAUCCUUCGAGGAGUCAGGAAACUGCCAGCUGUGAGAGCAAGCAUCCUUGUGGCAGCUUUACAUUUUGAAGGGAUUAAUAUAUAUUUAAAUGACAGUCAGAAUAUGGUUUCAUAAUAAUCCUCCAGCACAGCCAGAUUAACUCUGCUGCACUGCCAGUCCGUGAUGACUCAAACUUGCGUACAUGGGCUGGGACCUGACGUAAGAUUUGUUUAGAGAUGGAUAUCGUUAAGAUUUUAUCGAUUCUACUAAUUUAACCAUGUGCCUUAUCGAUUUGGUUCUUUAUCGGUAAUCUUAUAGGUUCCUUUUCUUUUCUAAAUAAUUGAUUUUUAGAAAAUAUAUUAAUUUUUAGUUUAGUAUUUAUUAGUCACUAGUCACUCCUUGUACUGCCCCUGCAGAACGUUAGCUUGUGCGAGGCUAGACAGCCAGUCAACAUAUCGAAGUCCUCCGAUAAACGCACAAGGCUUGAUUUUCUUGUAUUUUACUGCAGUCUUCAUUUAGUGAAUUUUGUUUUGUUGUAGAAAGACAAAUAAUCUCCAGGCAGAAGCAUACUGGAAAAACAUUUAUCAAAUUCAGGAAUUCAGCUCUGUCAUUGACUGUCUGUGCUCAAAGCACUCUAAUUUCAUUGUACAACUUGUAUAAUGACAAUAAAUGUGAUUCUGAACUCGAGAGAGGCUACGCUAGCAAAGUGAACGGAGAAAAAUGCAGGUAGGCUGACCGAGCACAAAGUGGUGAUAGCACUUACUCUGAUGCUGGUUUCAAAAUCCAACAGAAAAUAUCUUGCUUUUAGCUUUUAAACUCUUUUUAAACCAACUUAUUUACAUUAUUCACUUAACUUUCAAAGACAGCACAUUCUUCCUAAAAGAGAGAGGCUGUGUUGACACGUUUCAUCCCGUCUGCCACCAGUAGGAAACUUUGCAAAACCCAAUUUGAAGCAAAGAAGCAAAAAGGCACAAGCAGCUCCAGCUGCUCCCAUUUUUAUAUUUAUUUUAGGUGUGCAUGGCUGCAUAUCAACGGGAGUAGCAGUGGAAUAUUAAUUUUCCUCUGCCAUGUGAACAGCUCAGUAGGAAUAUUGUCUUUCUUUGGAAUAAGGGCAAAAUAAUUUGUGCAUGUACAUGUGGCCCAUGUAUGCAGUAUGUGUAAAUGAACUUACCAGCACUCAGAUCUGUCUGCUCAUCUCUUAGGGGAUUUUCACUGGCUCUACAGCUCAAACUACAGAUUGUACUUCGCAUUUUUGUAUUGCACAACCUCGGACACAAAGAGUAUAGACGCACAUCCAGAUAGAGACUGUCUCUCAAGCUAAGAUCAAACUAUUUCUCCUAAAAUGUCAUCAGAAACUUUUAGUGCGUAGUUAGAGCUUGUGAACAGGAAGUGGGCACCUUACUGUUCUCCUGCACUAUAAAAACAGAACCUGAACAAACUGAGAUCAAAUAGUCGACCAAUGAAGAUGAGUUUACAUAUCACCUUGGGUUCGUCCUUCACCUUCUCAAAAUGAUCCCACACUUUGGAUUUCCUGCCCGACAUGUUAUUAACUAGCCUGUGGAAUAACCGCAGGUACCAGCCCUGGAGAUUAACCUGACUCCUGUCUGACUGCUGAGUGUGGACGCUUCCUGUGUCUGUCCUUUCAAAUUAAAGUCCCACAUGGUCCAGUCAUAUAGGUUUGGAUUUAUUUUGACAAGGUGCAGCUCCUGAUAGAGUUUCACGUUUGCUUUUUUUUAUCCUUUUAUUAUGUGACUAAACGACCAAUGAAAUCUUGCCGACUAAUGACCUUUCUAGUCAACUAACAUUUGGUCGACUAUUAGAGGGCAGCCCUAGAUUAAACAGUAAAAUAAAGCAGCACUGAUCAAGCAUUAACCAAGAUUCUUUGAGUACGUUGCCUAUUUCUCGCCUCUGAUGUUUUGAGAAACACUCUUUAUCUCACCGUUUUAAUGAAAUACACCAUCGUAUGUUACCAGCAUUGUGUCAAACAGACAGGUGCACGUCAGGUCACCCACCAGCAGGAGCGUGUAUUGGUCCAGUGCGCUGCAGAGCUUUCUGGUAGUUGAAGAUUUUCUGCCUCUUGAGCCAAAGUGAAUGCCACAGCCCUUUGUCUUUGUUUUCUCUGGUGCUGUGUAGGGCUGCAACUAACGAUUAUUUUCAUGGUUGACUAAUCUGUCGAUUAUUUCUUCGAUUAGUCGACUAAUCAUUUUAUCGAAAAAUGUGUUAAAAUGUUGAAAAAAUGUUGUCGGUCUGUCUCUCCCAAACCCCAAAAUGAUGUCAUCUAAUGUCUUGUUUCGUACUCACGCCAAAGGGUUUUAGUUCACCGUCAUGGGAGAGUGUGUAAAGCUGCCAAUAUUUGUACAUAAGAAGCUGCAGUAAGAGUAUUUUGGAUAUUUUUAUAGUACUUUUCUAUGAUAACUGACUCAAACCGAUUAGUCGACGACUGAAAUAGUCACUGAUUAUUUGAAUAGUUGAUUAGUCAUUGAUUAGUCGACUAAUCAUUGCAGCCCUUGUGCUGUAGCACCCAUAGUGCCUCUCUACUCCAGAGACAGCCUGGAUUUAUGAAGACAUCUUUCCAGCAUCUCAGAAAUGCUUCUUAAUCUGUUUCAUAACUGAUUCUUCUGUUACUUGUCAGUGUUUAAGCUAUUUUUAUGACACUUUAUAUCCCCCUGCUCAGAGUUUAUAAGCAGUAUACAAACAUUUGAUGAGUGGUUUGUAACACACUGUAAUGUAUCAGCAGAUAAAAGGACAUUUUAAUGUCUAAAUGUUCACAAUUUGUCAUCAUGUUUAACUUUUACGAAGUUUUAUGUUACAACGGUUUUACUGUAUUGUUAUCUAUUUUAGUUGUUGACAUUAACAAACUAUUAUCUGCAUACAGCUACAUUUUGUGUGUUAUUAUCUGAUUAAAUGUCUGUGUAGGGCUUAGAAAUGCUGAAAAGAGGAACUUCAGGUAAAGUGUUACCACAUCUGUCCUCUCAUUUUCUGACUUCAUGUAGACCUUAAUCCAAUCAGUGAUUUCUUUCAGAUGAUUUGUAAUUCUUUGACUCUAACUUUCUCAUGUGAAUGUCUGUCUGUACUUGUAUAUGUUUGCAUUAGAUAACGGAUAGAUGGAAUGGAUUUUUUUUUUUUAUCUUUGUACCACUGAAACAAUAUGAAGCACUUCCGAAGCUUUAAAUUAAAUGUA